AGGGUGCUGUGGUCAGGGAGGAGCUGUGGCCACCGGAACAGGGUGUGGGCCAGCACCAGCCACACGGCUUGUGCCACCGUGUCUCUGCCAUCCCUCUCUUCUCCACUCAAGGACCAUGGGGCUCCUCAGUGUGACCGUCCUGCUGGGCAUGGCUCUCCUGCUGGCACCCGGCAGCACCCAGGCUCUGAGCAGCUCCCGGUGGAAGGAUCUGGCCAUGGAGCAGGAUUUGGCUGAGGAAAGCAUCCUGGGUGUAGGAGCACCAGAGGAGGGUGAACCAGGUAUAAAGGUCUUCUCCAGCAGUGCCUGGGCUCAGAGGGGCCCACCCCAAGUCCAGGCAAGGCCAGAAGAGGAUCGUGACCACCUGUACCACGCCCAAGAUGAUGCCAGGGAGGCCAGUGCCCGUGUGCCAUUCUGGAUGCCGGCCCCAAAGGUGCAGAAUGGCCCGGAGGAGGACCGUGACCACCUGUACCACCCCCAGGAUAAUGCCAGGGAGGUCAAUGCCCGUGUGCGUGCGCCAUUCUGGAUGGCGGCCCCAAAGGUGCAGAAUGGCCCCGAGGAGGAUCUUGACUACAUCCAUCACGACUGAGUGGAGAUGUGCCCGGGCUGUGAAAUGAGGGGUGGGAGCUGCCCCUGGGUUUUCCUGGAGAAAUUUGUCUCUUCCUACCGAGCCUUGAGUCUCACCAAUAAACCCAUCCCCUCUCCACA
Messenger RNA from Haemorhous mexicanus (house finch), 705 nucleotides. It is a transcript of the gene PRAP1, whose product is annotated as proline rich acidic protein 1. The transcript has 3 exons. Lineage: Eukaryota; Metazoa; Chordata; Aves; Passeriformes; Fringillidae. The record is from RefSeq and is a predicted model, not a curated record. The coding region runs from base 116 to 586 and encodes 156 amino acids.